GAUAGUUUGCAAUAAUCAUGCCUAUAUUUUCACGCAUGUUAAAGGGAAUUCAGAGUAUUUCACCAAUAUUGUCAAGAGACACCACCCUAUUACCCAUCUCAAGCCGACGUUAUUCUUAUCAACACCCUCAGCUUCGGAUGGCUAAUAUUGUCGGAGAUCCACAGGAUUUCUUUAACUAUACCAGUGGACGAUGGGUUUGGGAUGAAAGGCAGCAACUUCAAGAGAGGUAUCGUGAAUUUAAUAUACUUGAGAUACAGAACAUCGCUAUGGAAUCAUCAUCCUCUGGGUCCUGUGUUAGUAUGUCAAAGAUAGGGGAAGGGUCAUACAACAAGUUGUUCAAGCUUACGAUGGGCAAUGGGAAGACGGUUGUUGCUCGAAUUCCAAAUCCAAAUGCUGGGCCAGCUUGCUUGACAACAGCGUCCGAGGUUGCCACAAUGGACUUUUUAAGAACCAUACUCUGUCUUCCAGUCCCCAAAAUUCUUGCAUGGAGUUCUGCAGUUGACUCUACGAACCGUGUAGGGGCUGAGUAUAUCAUCAUGGAGUAUGCCCCCGGUAGAAAUCUCGCAGAUGUUUGGACAGACAUGGACCUUGAAUGUAAGGUUCAGACGAUGGAGGAUAUAGUGACUAUCCAACACAAUUUUUUAUCGUUGAAAUUCUCCGAAUAUGGUUGCCUUUUCUACAGGGAAGACGCACCUCCUGGAUCUCACCCUGCAAUAGUCGAAGGAGGCAACUUGUCGCAUGAAAUUAAGCAUAAAAUUGCUGAGAAGUAUUCUAUCGGGCCGAUAGUAGACACAGCAUUCUGGAGUAAAGGGCGAGGCGAUAUGGAUAUUCAUCGUGGACCAUGGGCUUCUGUGGUUGACUACAUACAGGCUUUUGCCCUUCGAGAGAUAGCUUGGAUCCAAAAACAUGCAAUCCCGCGUUCUCCAAAUGAUCCGUUAUUCGUUUCCCACAGCCAGAACGAUCCUGCUGAACACAUUUCUCUUCUCCAGAGAUAUUUGUCUAUUGCUCCUCAUCUGAUCGCACAGGAGGAAAGUAUUUCACGGUCAUUCUUAUGGCACCCAGACCUUCGCACUCCUAAUAUUUUUGUCGAUGAUAGUGGUCAUAUCACUAGCGUCAUUGACUGGCAAAGCACAUCGGCUGGUCCUUUGUUCCUAGAAGGCCGCCAUCCUCAUUUUCUCGAUUAUAACGGUGACUUGAUACUCGAACUACCUGAAAAUCUUAAGCAACUGGAUGAAAAGACGCAAAAUACUGUUAAGAGCAAAGUUACCAACUCGAUCCUAUUAUAUCUCUAUGAGAAAUAUACGGCAGAAAGAAACCCAAUUCUGAGCAGAGUUUUCCAGUAUCCAAAUGGCAAGACACUAACAGAUCCAAUUCGCUUUGUUGGGAAUACAUGGGAUGGAGAUAUCUUACCACUACGAGAGUCUUUAAUAAGGAUACAGAAGAAGUGGAGUUCACUAGGCUGUACAGUUGAGUGCCCCAUCGACUUCUCUCCUGAAGAAAUUCGCAAACACUAUGAGGAUAGUGAAGGCUGGAAUGAAGUACAAGACUUUUGGGACGCCUUAUCAGGAAUUAUUAGCAGGGACGGCUGGACCUCACAUGCAACAUACGAUCAAGCUGUUUCCAUUUAUUCUCAGAUCCAGGCAGAAACAGCCUCUCACUCAAGCCACGAUGUAUAAUACUAGAGGAAUAAGUUAAUUCUGUGCGAAGAUUGCUCCAGAAAAUAAUUUUUGGUUUCCACGGAUGAAUGAGAUUUGCAUACAACAUGAAAAAGACUGUCAAUGUAUGCCUGCCGUGACUGAGGUGGCCUCCGUUUCUUUGAGAUAUCCGCUGCGGAAGCUGUCGAAUCCUCCCGCGAGAUGAGUUUCCGCAUAGAAAGACUCUUCUCCGCUCAGAUGUCUUAAAACAACUGGGAGGAGAGAGAGGUAUCGAGCCAUGAUCGCUCUUCGGGGGAAACGAUUUCAGAUACGAACGAUCACCAAACGUUUGUGCAGUUGCUGUCGAUGAGGGGGAGGAAGCAGCAACGUAACACCCAUGGGUAUGAACUCUUCUCUGAAAGCAACAAGGAGGGUUACCAACUGAUAGGGCGGUAAUAUAACCCCUGUUAAGCCCGGGGUGUGGAUUGUUGACCGCAUUUAGAGAAGAAAUGGCCAUCUUUAUCAAUAGAGUCUACAUUCAUGACAGUGGGCGCGAGAUCCCUGGUCCUUGAAACCUUGUCGCUACAGCAAAGGCAGCGCAGUUAAUCAAGAGAACUAUAGCACGGCCGCCCGUGGCAUAUUCUUCGACUAUGGCCUUUUGCCUAUCUGGAAUAAUGUUGGUGAAUAGCGGAAUAAAGCUACAAGACCACACUAGCAAGAGAUGAAUAGGCUCG
This is a messenger RNA of Aspergillus pseudotamarii, 2368 nucleotides long. Its product is annotated as phosphotransferase family protein. Lineage: Eukaryota; Fungi; Ascomycota; Eurotiomycetes; Eurotiales; Aspergillaceae. The transcript has 5 exons. Gene Ontology annotation, cellular component: mitochondrion. The record is from RefSeq and is a predicted model, not a curated record. The coding region runs from base 18 to 1676 and encodes 552 amino acids.